AUGUAUGUAAAAAGUGAUUACUCGAUGCAACUGAACGCGUCGAGGAUCAAAGUUUUACAAGCACAAGAUGACAUUGUCAAUGCAAUGAAAGAAGAAGCAGCAAAAGAGCUUUUGAAAGUUAGUCACCAUGGCUUUUUCAAUCAUCAUAACCAUGAGUAUAAACAUCUCUUGAAACAUCUCAUUGUUCAGUGUUUGCUUAGAUUGAAAGAGCCUUCAGUGUUAUUGCGUUGUCGUAAAGAAGAUCUUCACAUGGUUGAGUCUAUGCUUGAUGAUGCGAGUGAAGAAUAUUGCGAGAAAGCAAAAGUUCAUGCUCCUGAGAUAAUAGUAGACAAGCAUGUUUUCCUUCCUCCUGCUCCUUCCGACGAUGAUCCUCAUGCUCUUUUCUGUGCAGGAGGAGUGGUGCUGGCUUCUCGUGACGGGAAAAUCGUGUGUGAAAACACGCUCGAUGCGAGGUUGGAGGUCGCUUUUCGCAAGAAGCUUCCCGAGAUCCGAAAGUCGCUCUUUGGCAAGAUUGGUGCAGCUUGA
Messenger RNA from Arabis nemorensis, 525 nucleotides. NCBI's taxonomy places the organism in Eukaryota, Viridiplantae, Streptophyta, Magnoliopsida, Brassicales, Brassicaceae. The record is from the annotation of a GenBank genome assembly.